Molecule: messenger RNA, 3294 nt
Organism: Chanos chanos (milkfish)
Lineage: Eukaryota; Metazoa; Chordata; Actinopteri; Gonorynchiformes; Chanidae
Product: cingulin-like protein 1
Exons: 18
Coding region: 1-3258 (1085 amino acids)
Biological process (GO): protein localization to cell-cell junction
Cellular component (GO): myosin complex; bicellular tight junction
Source: RefSeq, a predicted model, not a curated record
AUGGAAUCCAACAGAGUCACUGGCUCUCAAGAUGAUUGUCUACAGGACUGUAAGACACCGGGCUCUCAUGGUGAAGGAACAGAGUCAUUUGGGGUCAAAAUACGGGUUCAGGGGAUCGAUGGUCGUCCCUACGUGGUCCUUAACAACCAGGGAAAGAUGUCCCUACCUCCUGGGUAUCCUGACGUUUUCUACACAGACCUCCAGCAUUCUCCAAAUUCCCACAGUGGUGCCUUAAGCCAAAAUAGUCUGUUCAUGGAGCACUGGUCACCAAGGUCGAUGCAGCUGUCUAGUUCACCAACCGAACGUCGAAGGACAAUGAAAAAUCCCUCAUCUCCUUUGCUCAACUAUCAGAGACGGCCUGAGCUCCUCAGACCCUACGACCCUGUAACCAACAAUCUGGAUGUGGAAAAUUACCGCAGCCAUGACCCAAGAAGACUUAGCCCACACUCUUCACCCAUGUCCAUCUCACCUGUGACUGUGAAGAGAGCCAGGAUUCCACUACCUGCUGUAGGUAAUGACAGGGCCCCAAACCAGCCUCAGUCUCCUGGAUACGCAUCAGAAACCUUGCCCAGUCAGCCAUCCCACAUCGUCUGCAGAAUGACUGUGCCGUAUGUUAAUGAACUCUCCACAAACGGACCUGAGUCCCUCAGAGGAGGAGCUUCCCCCCGGAUUGGUAGAGUUGGCCACAGGCUGAGAAUGGGUCCUGAGCAGCGAAGAAGAUCGAGGAGUGUUGACGGCCCCAGUUCAGCUGACCAUAUUCGGCCAGGGCUCUCAUUGGGUGAUCUUAGGGGAGAGGCAGAGGGGGUGGUGAGUGCCCCAUCAUCACCUCAUAUCCGGGCAGUUGCUGCAAGACAGAACAGAACAGAUACAAUAGACGGGGUUGAGACAAGAUCUGGUACAUCUAUACCUCAAGCGGAUGCAGGUUCAAAUUCGCAGAGAGUAGGGCAAGCUCCACAAAAAACAGAAAAAAAUACUCUGUCCAAAUCUAUUCAGCACACUGGAGUUCAGUCAAGUUCAGAGAGAGACACCCAGGUUACUCCAGAUCUCCUGAAAGGACAACGACAGCUUGCAGAGCAACCAGAUGAAGACACAACAAAACUGGUGCUGUUCAGUUAUCUCAAAGAUGGGAACACAGAGAGUGAUGACAUCACAAAGCGUAAAGUUGACCUGAUGUUUGAGAAGAUCCACAUGUUGAGAUCACUAGCUGCUGAGAAUGUGGAGGAGUUCUCAGACUCUGCAAAUGAGGUCAAGGAACUCCAGGAGAAAAGGGCAGCACUGGAGGCCCAAGUCACAGAGCUGAAACAAAAACUGGAGGAGGAAAUGAAGAGAGGGCAGACUAUGGCCGAGGAAUGUGAGAAGAAAGAGGCCGGGAUGAAAAGGUUACAGGAGGAGCUGAGCACGAGUGAGCAGGAGCAUGUUCGACUCCGCCAGAAACUGACAGAUAUGGAGAAGGAACUUCAGACGUCCCUGGAUCAGCUCCUGCAGGCAAAGCGACAGAGGGAGCAGUAUCGGGCUGAUAUGAGGGAUCUCCAGAGCCAGCUUUCAGACAUGCAUGAUGAGCUGGACAAUGCCAAAAUCACUGAUGCCGGAGAGAGGGACACCAUUUUAAAAGAUCUGGUUCAACUCAGACAGGACUUCCAGGAGCUGCAGCAGAUUCAGGAAGAGCAGGAGGAGAUGUUGUACAAGCGGGAGCGGGAGCUAACAGCAUUGCGUGGAGCAUUAGAGGAGGAGGUGACAGCUCAUGCCAAGGCUGUGGAGGAUCUGAGGGAACAGCACCAGCGGGAAGUGGAGGAGCUACGCAGGGUCACAGAGGAGGCCAAAGAGGGCAUAGCGGUGUUGAGUAAGGAAAAGGCUGAGGUGGAGGCUGAGAAGGGAGCCUGCCAGGCCCAGGUCUCUGAGCUGAUGCGGACCAAAGAACUCCUCUCCAACCAAAUCCAGACCUUGGAAGCCCGCAUCACCGCCCUCAACCACAUCAUCAGCGAUGCAAGGACUCAUGAAAAUAAACUCAGAGAGAAGAUGGAACAGCUGAAGGAGGAAAACCAACAACUGGAGGAGGAACUGGCUGAGGUCAGACAGCAAGAAGAUGACCUGUGUGGAGCAAAUCGUGCUAUCACCAGACAUCUGGAGGACACCCAGUUUGAGCUGACCAAACUGAAUCAUGAACACAGAGAACUGAAGGAGAGAUUAAAAGAGGAGAGCAGACAGAUAGAGGAGUUGAAGAGGAGGAAGGCUGAGCUGGAAAAUGAGAGGAGACUGCAGGACAGAGUAAUGGAGCAACUGCAAGAGGAGAUGACUGAGGUGGUGGUGGAGUCUGAGAGGGCCACUCAGAGGCUCCAGGUGCAGAUUGAUGAGGUCAGAGAUCAGAGUGUGAGGGAGCUGGCUGAACUCCGAAAGCAACUGCAGGAGAAGACAGAGGAACUGGAGAGACACAGACAUGCUAGUGAGGCAGUACAGAAAGAGCUGUCCUCUCUGGAUGAAGAGCUGAGUCGCACUAAGCGAGAGUUAGGGGAAGCCCAGCUGAAAUGUAAACAGCUGGAGAAAAGGGUGGAGGAGCUACAGGAGAUGAACAGAGCUACACUAGAGGACAAAGAUAGACAAAUCAAACUCAUGGAGAUGAGAGUGGGUCAGCUGGAGCAGGACUUAGCAGAGGAACACAAUAGUGGAGAUCUGCUGAUUCAGAGAAUGGAGAGAGGAAAAGAACAGGUGGAGCAGGUCAGAGUUGAGUUACUGCAGGAAAGAGCUGCCAGACAGGACCUGGAGUGUGAGAGGAUCACACUGGAGAGACAGAACAAAGACUUGAAGAGCCGUGUGGCUCACCUGGAGGGCUCUCAGAAGUCUAGCCAGGAUGGGCUGGUCUCCAAACUGGAGGGUAGAAUCCAAGAGCUGGAGGAGAGAUUGCUUGGGGAGGAGAGAGACAACAACAACCUGCAGCAGGCCAAUCGCAAGCUGGAAAGGAAAGUGAAGGAGUUGAUGUUGCAAGUCGACGAAGAGCAGCUCUCUCUACAGAACCAGAGAGAUCAGUUGACUCUGCGUCUGAAGGCUCUGAAGCGUCAGCUAGACGAGGCUGAGGAGGAGAUUGAGCGUCUGGAACACAGUAAGAAGAAGUUGCAGCGAGAGCUGGAUGAACAGCAGGAGAGCAAUGAUCAGCUUCAGAGCCAGCUCUCUGCCCUGCGCACUGACAUGAGGCGUAAGAAGAAACCGCCUUCUCUUCUGAGAAGUGAAGAUGAUGAAGAAGAGGGUGAUAUCAGUUCAAGCUGAAAUAUCUUGUUUGAAUGCUUGCCACUUCAGACGGCA